Molecule: messenger RNA, 1842 nt
Organism: Morone saxatilis (striped sea-bass)
Lineage: Eukaryota; Metazoa; Chordata; Actinopteri; Moronidae
Gene: slc25a15b
Product: solute carrier family 25 member 15b
Exons: 7
Coding region: 259-1164 (301 amino acids)
Biological process (GO): mitochondrial L-ornithine transmembrane transport
Molecular function (GO): L-ornithine transmembrane transporter activity
Source: RefSeq, a predicted model, not a curated record
CACCAUUAUCACUGAUGGUCGAUCCAUUCAUUGACCACAGUGGCUGACCACACGGGGCUUACAUGUUGCAGAUGAGAUAACAUUAGGGUAAACUUUGGAUGUUUGACCCGCUGCUAUAAGUGAGGACUGUGUGCCAUAUGUGUGAGACACAGACUGUAACGUUAGCUCACCCGCAGCGGCACUCCGAGUCCAACCCGUCGCUCUCCUCUAAGGUAGCUGAGGGAAAGGGAAACCUCUUCUAUCAACUUCUUGGACGUCAUGGCCCCACACCCGGUGGUCCAGGCCAUUAUUGACCUCUCCGCAGGAGCCAUUGGGGGGGCUGCAUGUGUCUUCAGUGGGCAGCCUCUGGACACAGCAAAGGUCAAGAUGCAGACCUUUCCUACGCUGUACCGGGGUUUCAUCCACUGCAUCUCCUCCACCUACAAACAAGUGGGCCUGCGAGGCCUGUACCAGGGCACCACGCCAGCACUCAUGGCCAACAUCGCAGAGAACUCUGUGCUCUUCAUGAGCUACGGCUUCUGCCAGCAGGUCAUCCGCUUUAUGGCUGGACUGCACAGUGAGGCGGUGCUGAGUGACACGCACAAAGCCUGUGCUGGCUCCGUAGCAUCCAUCUUCUCCUCGCUAGUACUCUGCCCCACUGAGCUUGUCAAGUGUCGGCUGCAAGCCAUGUAUGAAAUGGAGGCAUCAGGCAAGAUUGCUAAGAGCCAGAACACAGUGUGGUCGGUGGUUAAAUCAAUCAUGAGGAAUGAGGGACCGCAGGGCUUCUUCCAGGGCCUGACCACCACCAUAGCCAGAGAAGUCCCGGGUUACUUCUGCUUCUUUGGUGCCUACGAGCUCAGCCGCACCACCUUUGCGGAACACAUGAAAUGUGAAAAAGACGACAUAGGUGUGGCUCCUAUCGUGUUCAGCGGAGGCUUGGGGGGUGCCUGCCUGUGGCUCGUGGUCUAUCCUAUGGACUGCGUCAAGUCUCGGAUCCAGGUCAUGUCUAUGACGGGCAAACAGGGAGGGUUCUUCAAAACCUUCAUGACCAUCGCUCGUACUGAAGGUGUGAGGGCUCUCUACUCUGGUCUGACCCCCACCAUGGUCCGCACCUUCCCUGCUAACGGAGCACUGUUCCUGGGUUAUGAGGCCAGCCGGAAGCUCAUGAUGAAGCAGUUUGACUGACGAAAUAUGCACGGCACAAAUGAACGACUGGUGAACUGGAAGUGAACUAUAUAGCCAUAUAACCUCAUCCAAACUCCAGUUGAAGCGUUGAAGCUUAUUAUGUAUGGGAUGUGGUUUUUACCAUUUCCUGCUUUUGUUAACAUUACCUAAAACUGCCACACUCCAUCUCUCUCACUAUUUACAUUGUUUAAAUCCUAAUUUAUUUUCUAGAUUUAAAGAUUUAAAUAUCAUUUGUUUUUAACACUCCAACAACACUACUGCCGACUUAAAACGUAAACACGUAUAUGAGGAAGGUAUAUGUGUAGCACAGUACUGAGCAAUCUUAUUCAGCCUCCAGUUUAUUGUUUUGUGUCUACCUCAACAAAGUCGUAUGUGCACAGAAAUGCAAUUUUCUGCCAGUUAUUUCAAAUCACUCUUUACUUACAUGUGUAAGGAAACAGUUAGAUUGAGAGGUUGUCUUGAUUGCACAAAACCUUGUUUUAGCUCACUACACGAAGAUUUUAUUUAAAAAAAAAGGCAUAUAUUAAUUCAUUUAAGCUGUCUAUAACGUGUUUUCACUUAUGGAAUCAUUCUCAGUUCAGUAUGAGCCUCAGUUUUCUGAUCAAAUCUUUGCUUAUUUAGUUAAAGUGACAUUCUGGUAGCAUAUAUGCUAAAACAUUUGCUUACUUUUCAGUCAUA